CGUCCACAAGCAGCUGAUUUUUGUUUAUUAACGAAUUUAAUAUUUUGGAUUAACAAUGAUUGCAAAUGGAAAAAGAACUCGUGCGAAAAACUUCACAAUGGGUGAGGAAUUAAUUCUGGAGUACCUGGUCCUGCAGCACAAGGAUGUGGUUUGCAGUCAGAAGAGCGGUGCGGAUGUAUGGCGCAAGAAAAAAGACACCUGGAAACAAAUCGCCGCAGAUUUUGCAAUUCAAUCCGGAAUUGAACGUCCGUGGCAAGCAUUGCGCGAUAAACACAUAAAUUCCACGCGAUUAAAGCGAGUAAAGGGUCUCAAUGAAAUGGGCAAUAAAACUACAUUCAAUGAUACGGACUUCCAGCGAGAUUUGUCCAAUUCAGCAGUCUCUACAAUCAGUGGAGCUGUUAAAGAUGAAGAAAGUAGCUCCGACUUUGAUCCAGAAUAUGAUCCCAAAAACACUAUUAGAAGCACCUCCAGUGAACCUCCGUUCGAGCAGGACAACUCAAACUUUUCGACUUCAAAAGUCAAAGUAAAAUCAGUCAAUGAUUUGAGAAAAGAGGAGGCCACAAACAUCCUUGCAGAUGAAAAACUAAAUCUGCUGAAAGUCCAACAAGAUUACUAUCGAAAUGAAAACUCCAGGGCAGCCGAAAAGCACAAAGUCGAGAUGGAAAAGCAGAAAAUCGAACUAGAACAGCGGAAAGUAGAGCUUGAGCAGUACAAACUGGAUUUAGAAAAGUUUCAGGUGGAACUGCAGGGAAAGCGCCUGAAAAACAAACUACUCGAAAUGGAAAUCCUGGAGAAACAGGGCAACAUCAAGGAUAACAAAGAUACUACUUAGGAACUAAUUCUGCUCUUCAUAUAUAAUUUAUAAUGAGUGGCAGCAGCAGCAACAGCAGCAUCAACACGCACACCAACAAAGCAGAAAAUGCCAGGAGCAGCAGAAGCUGCAAGGAAACCAAAGGACGAGGAUUCGAUAAAGGGAAAAUUGUGGGAGUCAGAGAGAAAGAGAAAGAAGGCGUGGACGGGAGUCGGGUGAAAGCAGAAGGAAAGGGGCUCCAAAGGUUUCCACUUCAGUGUGCAAAGUGCGUCAGGUGCAUGACAAAAAGAUACGCACUUUAAAUUGGAAAAGGAAAUAGAAGACAUAAAUGCGCCUCUCGAAUGACAGCUGUCAAAUGUUUCGCUUAAUGUCACUGUGAAAAUGCCUCAACGAGCCAAUCACAACACCAAUUUGAGCAACAUCAAGAAAAACAUUAAACGACAACAAAACCGGCAAAUGCUACAAAAUGCCAAUCAAGCAACACAUUUUGAACAUUUAACCCUCUAAAUAAUACACAAUUAAAUUGAAAAUAAUUUCGUGAAAUUAUAAUAAUUCAAUUAAAAAUUGAACUAAACAAAAACAUUUUCGAAAAUCAACGCAAAAUUUUAAAAUUGGCAACAUAACUUUUGGUCUUUAAUCAAAUUCAACAAAAUAGUAAAUCAACAAAAACGAUUUUUGGCAAAGCUGCGUGCAACAUAAAACAUCAAAUAAAAUAACAAAUUUAAAUUAUCUCAAACGUCCACACGUGAACAUGUUUUGCAAUUAAGAUGCAAAACUAAAUAAAAUCAAUGUAAAUUUUUUAAAUCAACAAAAGAAUAUAUAAAACAAAACCGUCAGCAAAGAAAACCAGCCCAAAAUCAGUUUAAACACCGGAGGGAAAUCUUUUUAGAACAAACGCAAAAAACCGCAAAAAUUUAAGCCACCAAAUUGGUAAACUCUUCAAAAUUAUUGGUUCGGACAUACGCAAUACUAAACACAGCAACACAACAACAACAGCAGCAGCCAUAGCAACUGAACAACAACAACAACAGCAACUACUACAGUGAUCACUACAGUAAAAGCAACCUACAGUAAAAAAGCAGCAAAGAAAACGUGUGUGUUAGUUUGCAUAAAAAUUUCGUUUCGAUAAAAAGCAAAGCAAAAAUAUUAAGCAAAACAAAAAAUUAUUACCAAUCGUAAUACAUGUAUUUAUAAAAUAUAUAUAUAUACCUAUACAUAUAUCUAUGCUUACAAAUUAUAUCGAAGAAUAUUUGGUAAACAAUUUUUGAUAAACAAAUCGAGUAUAUAUACUUAAAUAAUUAGCAACAAAACUGAAAAAUAAUAAGAACAAAAAACGUUUGGCAAAGGAAGUGCAAGAAGUGCAGUUUAAUAAACUAAACAAAAAAACUUAUAAAUUCAAAAUUAACAUUUGUGAAAAGUUUUACAAUUGAGGAUUCUGGAUUUGGAUUAAUACGAAAAUUUGCAAUUGGAUAUUAAGGUAAGCAGUUGUGUCUUUGUUCGAACUAAUUGGGACGUACUAUGGCUUAACGUAAAUAUUUUGCUCCUCCUGGACCAGUUUGAAAUACCCACCCUAAGUAACUAUGCUUUCUAUGAUCGCUCAAGCGUUUACCAACUGGGGUCAAAGUUAUCAUGUCAUUCAUUUGUCGUGUUCGGAUUCGGAUAUUCAGUUUUGAGAUUCGGUAAAUUUUCUAUGCCAAAGC
Drosophila elegans is the source of this 2511-nucleotide messenger RNA. RefSeq lists its product as uncharacterized. Lineage: Eukaryota; Metazoa; Arthropoda; Insecta; Diptera; Drosophilidae. The coding region runs from base 56 to 832 and encodes 258 amino acids. The transcript has 9 exons. The record is from RefSeq and is a predicted model, not a curated record.